AUGGCAUAUCCUGGCUCAGUUUCUCUCCAUGGAUUGAGGUCUGCUUUCUUUUACAGCAUAGGUGGAGAAGGAGGACGAGGCCACGAAGGAAGUUACGCCGGCAAACAUUUCCGCAUGGGAUUCAUGACGAUGCCUGCUCCUCAGGACCGACUUCCCCAUCCUUGCUCCAGCGGCUUCUCCGUGAGGUCACAGUCCCUGCACUCGGUGGGGGGCACAGAUGAUGACCGCAGCUGUGGCUCCCGAAGACAACCACCCCCCAAGCCCAAGCGAGACCCGAGCACCAAGCUGAGCACCUCAUCGGAGACAGUCAACAGCGCAGCCACCAGUAAGAGCGGGAAAGCCCCCGAGCGCUCCGAAGUUUCAGCCAAACCGAGACCCAACAGUGACGAGUAUUCCAAGAAGAUUCCUCCUCCAAAACCGAAACGGAAUCCGAACACCCAGCUCAGCACGUCUUUUGAUGAAACGUACAUGAAAAAGCACGCGCCCCGGAGGACCUCGCUCACGCGGGACGCCUCCCUCUCCCAGAUGAGCAGCCCCGCGGGGGACCCCGAGGACGAGGAGCCCGUGUACAUCGAGAUGGUGGGGAACAUCCUCCGAGACUUCAGGAAAGAGGAUGACGACCAGAGCGAGGCUGUCUACGAGGAAAUGAAAUACCCCAUUUUUGACGACUUGGGCCCAGACUCCAGAUGUGACCUUGACCAUCACAGUUGUUCUUCGCAGUGUGCUACUCCCACCGUGCCUGACUUGGACUUCGCCAAGUCCUCAGUGCCAUGCACUCCAAAGGGUUUGCUUUGUGACAUCCCCCCGCCCUUCCCCAACCUGCUUUCCCAUAGACCCCCCCUGCUGGUGUUCCCACCUGCCCCCGUGCAGUGCUCCCCCAAUUCUGACGAGUCUCCGCUCACCCCGCUGGAGGUCACCAAGCUCCCGGUGCUGGAAAACGUGUCUUACAUGAAACAGGCCGGAGCGUCUCCAUCCUCGCUGCCCCCCCACGCCUCCAGCCACCCUAAACUGGACAAGGACCAGAGCGGGGCCCUGGGACCUGCCGCCGCCGCCGCCGUGCUCUCCUCGUCCCCUCCCCCGCCGUCCACUCUGUACCGAACGCAGUCCCCCCACGGCUACCCGAAAAGUCACUCGGCCUCCCCGUCCCCUGUGAGCAUGGGGAGGUCCCUCACCCCCCUCAGCCUCAAAAGGCCUCCCCCCUACGACGCCCUGCAUUCUGGCAGCCUCUCCAGGAGCUCUCCAUCAGUGCCUCAUUCGACCCCCAGGCCAGUGUCACAGGAUGGGAGCAAGAUGGUCAACGCCUCCGUCAGCACCUACGGGGCGGCUUCCAGCGGCUCCCGCUCCAGGACGCCCACGAGUCCUUUGGAAGAACUAACCAGCCUCUUUACCUCGGGGCGAAGCCUGCUGAGGAAGUCGUCCAGCGGCCGCAAGUCAAAGGAACCCGCAGAGAAAUCAACAGAGGAGCUGAAAGUGCGAAGCCACAGCACAGAGCCACUGCCAAAGCUGGACAGCAAAGAGAAAGGACACCAUGGGGCAUCUUCCAGAGAGCCUGUCAAAGCUCAGGAAUGGGACGGAACACCAGGGCCACCUGUGGUCACCAGUAGACUGGGAAGAUGCUCUGUGAGCCCCACCUUGUUAGCAGGAAACCACAGCUCAGAACCGAAAAUAAGCUGCAAACUAGGCCGGUCUGCGUCCACAUCAGGUGUGCCCCCUCCGUCAGUUACUCCUCUCAGGCAAGCCAGUGACCUGCAACAGAGCCAGGUGGCAUGCAUGCAGUGGGUUCAUGGAGACCAUACAAUGCUUGAGAUGAUUGAGAAAAAGCGUUGCUUGUGCAAGGAAAUAAAGGCUAGACAGAAAACGGAAAAGGGUCUUUGCAAACAGGAUAGCAUGCCCAUCCUGCCCAGCUGGAAGAAGAAUGCAGGUGCAAAGAAGUACAGCCCUCCACCCUAUUCUAAACAGCAAACGGUAUUCUGGGAUACUGCCAUAUGACUUUGUACAGGAUGGUUUGAGUUCCACAUGACUUAAUGUGAAGAGGGAAGUCGACUCAUUAUGUGCUAAGUAACUGUUCAGUAUCUUUUCUGUUGGAAUGGAACAUCAGCACUUCCCUGAAAAACUCAUGGGAAGCUGCGCUUACUCAUGGCAAGUGCAAAAUAAAAUGUAUAUUUCCUUGCAAUUAAGGCACACUUAUUUAUCACGGAUUAUUUUGAAUCCAGGAAGAGAUUAAGAUGUACAUAUUUUACUAGUUUAUGGGUGACACCUGAAAUAAUACACAAUAUACGUAUAUAAAUGACAGAAAUAUCAAGAGUUUUACUAUAUGAUAUAAUUUUGGUAUUAACUGGUUUGUUAUCUUCUCUUUUAUAUAUGUAAUCCCUUGAUGCCUUUUAUUAUUAAUUUUGCAGUUAAACUACCUUUUUCUGCCCAUAUUUGUCUUCUGUACAAGAGCUCACAGCUAUAAAUCAUGUUCAAUCACACAAUAUAUGAUCUGGUGCUAGUAAAGUAUAAGUUGAAUAUCAUAAUCAUUAAGAACACAUGUUGUUUCAUAUGUUUUUAAGAGUUGGACAGGGAAUGCAUGUGAGUGUGAUGCUUAAUGCGAUGCUUAAUUUGGGUGUUCACAUUACAUCGACACCAACAUUUUUGCUACACUGGCUUUCUAAGAAUUUCUAUUGAAUAUCAUCUUGAUACUAAACAAUAUUUAGUCAGACUCCACAUAAAGUUAUUAGGGUAUCUUUGGACAUCCCAGCAGUAAAACUUUCCUUCAGAAAUGACAUUAAGGAUGUCCAUCCAUGCAUCAUUGAUCUGAUUGGAGGAGACCAGGGUUCACUGUGACAAGGGAAGCAACAAGGAAUCAAAAGUUAAAUAAAUAGUGAGACGACAUUCAAGAAGCUGGGACCUGUGGCAUUGCAGCCACUGUAAUCACUAUUUCUAAGUAAAUUCUCAUGUGUCUGUCCCCUCCCCCGUUACCCCCCUUCCCCCAAGAAGAUGAGAAAUAAAUAUUUAACCAGGUGCGUUUACAGAUUUUAGUACACUAAAUGUCAAUCCUCCUCAAAAUUUAGGUCUAGUAACAAAAUGGUAUUUCUUGUACAUUUUUUCACCCUAGUUAUUACCACAUUUUUGGGUCACAGUCUUCUGUGCAUGAGUAUCACACCCAUUCCCACUAAUUAUGACACCGUGACCAAAGAAUUAUGACCACUUGUUUAUUUCAUUUUCUUUCAAGAGAGAAACAGGAAAUGCAGGGGAUCGGGGACGGGGUGGAUUGAACUUUAUGAGGUGGUAAAAUUUAUGUUAAACAAAUUAUAUAUAUCUUUUAAGAAUAGCUUGUUAGUUGAAUAUAAAUAUUGCCACAAAUGAAUAAAAAGGCAACUAUCACAUAUAUUUUGUAUAUUUAAAUUACUAUUUAUGCUUCUUAAAAUUGACAGUAUGUGGUUCUUUAACAAUCAAUUGAGUAUUAUAUUUCUGAGAGACAAGGUAUGUGUUUGAAGUUAUUGUCAUAGUGGUUUUCCUUGUAAGGGUUUUGACAGCAAUAGUGCAGUGUUGCUCAAUAAAACCAAAUAUAGCAGGAGUUAGGGAACUUUUGUAAUCUAUAUUCCUAAAAAAUCUAGUAAUACUUUAUCAGUAAUAGUUCCUUUCAAGCCUUUGAAAUCUUAUAAUUUUUUAAGAUUUUAUAAUUAAUGUAUAUUUUGAUGUCCAAUUAGAAUUCUGAAAAAAAAUAAGGAAAAGGUAAGUGGGAGCAUGUGUAUUUGUCAUGUGUGUGUGAAUGAGGACUCAGUGGGAGAACUGUGUACAUAAAAUGCUUUCUAAAGUUUUAGGUUUUGCUUGUAUACUUGAGGUGGUAAAAACAAAUAAAAAGCAGAACCACAAGUUCAGGAAAUCUUGGAGGGAUCUUAAGGAGCUUAAAUAAACCCUGUUGCCAUAUUUCACCAGUUAUGAAACCCAAUAACUCAUGGGACACAAAUCUGAGUGAUAAAAAUGUGUUAAGAUAAAAUCAUAAUUAAAAUAAAAUGUAUUAAUAACCCAAGUUGUUAUACUGAUUCAAGUCAUUAGGACCACAUACACUCAAGCCAAUCAAUCAGACAUCAGACAUCAGUUCUUAGCAUCUUGAUUAUGAUCUUGGUUUAUUUAUUAUAUUCAGGCUCCAUAGGGUCAUGAUUGGAUAAUUCCCUGGAACUUAUAUUUAGGUAACAUGUGUAAGCACGUUUUCAGAUGCUGAUCUUCUCCAUAUUUCUCUGACUUAAGCAGAAGACUUUUUUAAUGCUGGCCAUUUGUCAAGAAGGAAAUAGGGGUACUGACAUGAUUUGGGCUGGAUUUAGCCAUUCCCAUUUAUUCUGCCCAACUUGUUGCCGAGUUUCAUGAAAUCCUUUUUAUUUUUUUUAUUUUUUAAAUACAUUUUAUUGAUUCCAGAGAGGAAGGGAGAGGGAGAGAGAUAGAAACAUCAAUGAUGAGAGAGAAUCAUUGAUCGGCUGUCUCCUGCACCCCCCACACUGGGGAUGAAGCCUGCAACUGGGGCAUGUGCCCUAACCAGGAAUCAAACCGUGACCUCCUGGUUCCAUGCUCAACCACUGAGCAACACUGGUUGGACAUCAGAUACUCCUUUUUAAAAUAAGCUAUUUUCUAGAAAGGUAACUUGUUUGAAAUUCUGAUCUUAGGCAAUGGUUUCCAUUUAAUUUCUCUCAAUCUUGCUUUCAAUGGGGAGUAAUGGAAAGAUCUGGAGAAGUGGUUUCAUGGAUUUUGGCUCAGGAACUGUUAUUAUGUGCCUAUCCUACUGUCUACUCUGGCUUAGCCUGUAUGGCAAUAGCAAAUCUAUAAUGGAUUUCCUCUUGGUAUAUGCUUCUUUAUGUGGAGGGAAAAGGAGGAUAGGACAAAGAAAAAGAGCUUACUUUCUCAUGGUCAUCAAUUAGGACACUUUAGUCUAUGAAUUUGGUUAGAUUAUGACAAAAAUCCACCUUCAGCCAGAACAGCAUUGAAUGGCAAUGCUCAUCUUUUUCGCAGUGCCAAAGAACAGAUCUUAUCCUGGUAUGUUUAGCAGGUGGAAAGCACUCAGACCUACGAAAACAUGGUCUUUUCACAGCAAAUUUUGGAGACACAGAAUUUUAUUGGCUGUCAGCCAGAUGCUUUUAUAUGUGAGAAACUUCCUAUCUGAGAAGAGACAAAUCAAAUCCUGAAUUUCUGCCCAGUCCCAGUAGCCAGCACACUUGGAGGUCUCUCAAGAGUUCUUUAUGGGAACACUACCCCCCUUGCCCCGUGUUCACGCUGUCGAAGCAAGUGUGGAGUGAAAAGUGACUGAUCUGUGUCAAUGAGCAUUGCUAUCCUCCCAUAUAAAAUUGCUGGGAGAGUGAAACAAAUAAAACAGUGGGAGGUUAACAUUUGUAGUUUUACAGAAUAUACAUCUUCAAAUACACAGCCAUUGUGUGGAUACAACCAGACAGAACUUCACUUUUCAAAAUAAUGACACCGGAACUUCAGAGACACUGAGGUUCCAGAAAGUUGUCUUUGCUUUGGAGAGGAGAGAAACCUUUUUCUUACUACAUUCUGGCUUUAGCCUCAUUCUCACACACCUUUUGGGUUGACCCUUUUGAGUGAGGUUAAUGAGCAAGUCAAAAACACUGAACAACCCUGUUACGAUAUCAUUUUAACUAAGUAAACAAGACAUCUAAACAGUGCACAUAAAAUGCAGUUUUUCUAUUACUUACAUGUUAAGGUGAGCCACUUGCCUAUAGAAAAGAGCCCGUAAGCUAAUUAUGGCUACCUAUGAAAAUAAGCAGAGUCCUAUGAUUUAAGCAGUAAUCUGAGAUGAGAAAUAAUUCACCUUUGUGAAGGAAUAGAUGUAGAAUAAAAUAGCAAUUUGUAACUCAUUAUGUCCCAAACUUAAAUGGAAGUGAAAGAAAAAUGGUACUUAUAGUAUUUAAGAUAGUUAACUGUAGAAUGUGGACAAUUUAUUAAUCCAUUACUCAUUUAACAGUUCACAGUUGAGCAACUUAUGUAUCAGUUAUUUAAAAAAUUUGUGAAGUAUUUGGCAUUAAAUAUUCAAAAGAUGUGGCCCUGCCUUUAAUAAGCUUAAUUAUGCAAUCAUUAAUAUUUUCAAAACAAAGUCAAUUGUUUUUAAGAAGAUAUACAAUAUCACAUGUGCUUGACAUCACUUAUGUGCUUAUAUAUGGUAUUCUCUUUUCUUUCAAAUCCAAUGUACAGUCAAAAUAAACUAUUAAAACAUAGUAAAGUCAAUGUCUAAGUAUAAAAUGUUUAUGUGUAAGCCUCUAUGUGUGCACAUAGGAUAUGUACCACUGUCUAUCAGAAAAUCAGUAAGAUGAUAGCAAGUUUUGCUAUGUUGGAAUUGAACACUAUUGCUUGGGAUUUAGAUUAAUUUAUAACCUUUUGAUAUUUGGGUCAAUCACAGCAUAGCAAAGGUGUUUAAUCUGGAAAAAUAAUGUCUGUACAUUUCCAUUUAAGUGUUAUAUAAAUUCAAAUUUAAGGGGAAACAUCUUUACAGAGAUAUUGUUGGAUUUAUCUCCCAAGUAUAUAUGACACAUUUUUUGAAGUGUUCAGUUGUUCCCAAAUGUGACUGGGUUUGCCUACCCUAAAAGCAUUUACAUUUACUCGUGUAUACAGCCACAUACAGUAUACAUACUGUAUAUAAUAUAUAGGGAAAUGUUUAGUAAUUCUUUGGUUUGGAACUCCUUAACAUUUGUAGUGUAGCAGUUCGUGUAAAGUGCACUGUGAUUAUACAAAUCAAAGCACAGUAAAGUCACAGGUCUUGUUAUCUUGCACUAAAAAUGUGUUUACGUAUUUAGCAAGUGUAUGUUUACUUUCUUGCUUUUUUCAAGAAAUUGAAACAAAUAGCUAUUAAGAAAAUUAUAUAAAAUAAUAUGUUUUUUAGUGGGUAAUGGCACUACAUUUUUAAAAGACAGGGUUUUUAAAGGAAACCAUUUACCAUCCAUUCCAAAAUGACAUGUUUACCAUAUCUAAAAACCUGAAUGUCAUAUUGAAUUUUUCAUAAACUUGUCAGGUAUGUGCCUGAAAAAAAUGUGCAAAUAAGCAUUAGAUAACAGAUUUCUCUACUCGUGUGUUGUUAGCCAUUUCUAUAUACAUAAUAAUACAAACAUUGAUGUUUUAAUUUCUCUUAAGUUUUGUACUUGGUUUUUUAGGUAACAUGUAAUUAUAAAUGUACUUUGAUACUACUGAAGUAACCAGAUGUUGUUUAAAAACAAAUUGUUUUCUUUAGUGCAUUGACAAUAUUUUAAAUACUUUUGUGCUUAUUUAUUUGUGCUCCCGUGUAAUUAUAAUAAAAGCAAUAGUUUAAAUUAA
This is a messenger RNA of Myotis daubentonii (Daubenton's bat), 7296 nucleotides long. RefSeq names its product neuronal tyrosine-phosphorylated phosphoinositide-3-kinase adaptor 2 (gene NYAP2). Lineage: Eukaryota; Metazoa; Chordata; Mammalia; Chiroptera; Vespertilionidae. Gene Ontology annotation, biological process: phosphatidylinositol 3-kinase/protein kinase B signal transduction; neuron projection morphogenesis. The record is from RefSeq and is a predicted model, not a curated record.